Molecule: messenger RNA, 1533 nt
Organism: [Torrubiella] hemipterigena
Lineage: Eukaryota; Fungi; Ascomycota; Sordariomycetes; Hypocreales; Clavicipitaceae
Source: the annotation of a GenBank genome assembly
CUCGGUAUAAUAGUUUAUCUCUUUUCCUGUUAUUACUCUAACUUACAACUUUCUUGUAACUCAAUCCAAGAUUCAAAGCUUUUAUCGCGAUAUAUCCUGUCUCAUCUAGACCUGUGGUCGCAAUGUCAAGUGUAGUAACCUGGCAACACUUACCACCAGAACUUCGGCAGAAGUGGCCGUCCUGGGCUUCGAUUGACAUUGUUUCUAUUUGGAAGCUGAAAUAUGAAGAUACAGAAUUCGAUAUCCUCAUCGAUAGCUUUAUUUCCAACGCGAUAUACUGGACAGAGAGAGAUAUCAUCUUUUUCUGCUCCGUCAUUUACAAGCUCACACGCCGCCAGCUUCGCGAGGGGCCAUCACGACACUUCGUUGCUAGAAGUAAAGGUCCCGUCCGUGUUCGUGACUGGAUCAUCUUGAAGCUAUUCGGCCCAGUAAGAGGCUUAGAAUUCGUGGGCACUCGCCGUGCUGCGUUCAGAGGAUGGCAUAACAUGGAAUCGCUUGAUCAAUUAGACAAGCCUCCCACUUCGUGCGCAUGGGACAGUUUACCCCCAGUGGCUCGUGUACUAGACUUGAUAAAGUGUAGUACACGAACCUAUGUCGCGAAGCGAUGGCACCUAGAACGUCGUCGUGCCGGGAAUGUCGACAUUUUCGAUCGUUUUAUGGCCAAUGCGAAGAGGUGGACAAAGGCUGAAGUUGAGUUCUUCGGCAGAGUCCUUCCAGACCUGGUCAUCGAUGACCAGUCCCUCUCCCCAAACGAUCAUCGAGUUUCUAGUAUGGCUGGGCCGCGACGUAUUCGCGAUUUCAUUCUUCUCAAUCCAUACGGUAUUCCCGCGGCCCUAGCAGUCGUUCAAAAUCUGGUUCAAUUUAACGGAUGGGACCAUAUGGACGAGUUUCUGAAGCCUUCACCGGUCAAUCUCUUGGCCAGUGCCGACGAUGCUAGUCUCGCUACAUCUGCUGUUAUGGUUGAGAGUAAUACACCAAACAGCUGAUGGAAAGAGCCAUUAAUCAAGUGGAUACAUACAACUAGUCAAUCAGACAGACAGUUAGAACAGAACAACAACAACCAGAUGAAUUACACGUCCAUUUGUUCCAUUUGUUUAUCGUAAGCGGGUGUGGUCUCUAACAACAGCGCCAUCAUUAUCAUAGAUCAAAACAAGCAUGUUGGCGAUAGCGACGAGUCUAUGGUUGAUAACAAUGAACCUAGCGGUGAUGGUGACGAACUCGCGACCGACAACACCGAGCUCAAUGGCGACGGCGAUGAGUCUAUGGCUGAGAAUAUUCUACUGAGGCAAUGUAGCGAUCAGAAGGAGAUACAUGAAAUUUUGGUUGACUAGAUCGCGAAGAACCAUGCCACAGAUAAUGGGAGCACACGUACGGCUAGCGAAAUCGACACUAUCGCCUGUGACUGUGUUCAGAAAGAAAUUUUUAGGUAGACGCGGGUAGACACGCCCAGCAGAUAUCUUCAGGUGAGGUAGCGAGAGUCGAAGAUGCAAUGCGUAAAGUCAAAGACAAUUACGUCACUAACGCAUGUCAGCC